Dentiscutata heterogama is the source of this 372-nucleotide messenger RNA. NCBI's taxonomy places the organism in Eukaryota, Fungi, Glomeromycota, Glomeromycetes, Diversisporales, Gigasporaceae. The record is from the annotation of a GenBank genome assembly.
AUGGAUACGGACGCAACAAAAUACCGUUCAAAGGUUGAAUUAACUGAAAGUGAUGAAAAUAUUAAUAAAAUUAGUGAAAAUACGAGAAAUGUAAAUAAAUCAAUCUCUCAAAAACGUGUUUUAACGCCGCAAGAAAUUGCCAAAACUUUUCGAAUAAUGGCUUAUCGAAAGUGUGAGAGGCAAGUUAGAGGAAGAUAUCGUAGAAGGUCUUUGACGAGAGCAUUCUGGUUUAUUAUGUUUAUGAUGUUAUUCCUAUCAUUAAUGGGUGCUGGAAUUGGGGGACAAUUGGAAAGUGUUAGUGCUUGGAAUCGAUGGCCUGAAUUUGGAACAUUAGUCGCACUUUUUCUAGUUAUGAUGUAUGUUUAUUACAAG